Messenger RNA from Alternaria atra, 1590 nucleotides. RefSeq lists its product as uncharacterized. NCBI's taxonomy places the organism in Eukaryota, Fungi, Ascomycota, Dothideomycetes, Pleosporales, Pleosporaceae. Bases 1 to 1590 code for a protein of 529 amino acids. The record is from RefSeq and is a predicted model, not a curated record. The transcript is spliced from 7 exons.
AUGUCAGCCACAUCAAGAACCCAACUUACUGGCGACCGCAGCGUUGAUUCGCUCGACGAUGCAGAAAAGGGCAUGUACGAUAGUACGUUGGAGUUGACGGCACCCGGCUUCGUGUACAUGGAGCAAAAAAGGCCGAUACACAUUGUCACAUCGUUACUACCCGCAUCUCCCGUUCACCAAGGCAUAACACCAUGUACGAGUGUCCCGGAACUCUCACUCUCUCUGCCAUCAGGACGCAAACCUACCGAUGCUGCCGAAUUAGACACCACUGUCAAAAAACCAGCUGGAGAGAAGCCUCAAAAGCCAAAGAUCAGCCGAUGGAUCCUAUUUGAUCUUUGGUUCAACACGUACAGGAAGUUUUUUACAUUCGUUACUUUACUCAACCUCACGGGAAUCAUCCUAUCCGCAUGCGGUCGCUUCACAUACGCCGAGGAACACCUUGGCGCUUUGGUACUGGGCAACCUCCUCUGCGCAAUUCUGAUGAGAAAUGAAUUAUGGAUGCGUUUCUUAUAUUUGGUCGCCAUAUAUGGACUGAGUUGGGCACCUAUAUGCGUGAAGCUCGCGGCGACGUCUGUUCUACAACAUGUUGGAGGCAUACAUUCUGGAUGCGCAUUAUCCGGUGCUGCCUGGCUCGUCUACAAGUGUGUCGACAUCAUUCGAUACCGCGCCGUACAACAUCCUGCCGUAAUUGCGAGCGGCAUCAUCACCAACUUUUUCAUCAUCAUCUCGGUGUUGAGUGCCUUUCCUUGGGUUCGCAACACCUAUCAUAACGUAUUUGAGAAGCACCACCGAUUCGUUGGGUGGCUAGGCCUCGCAAUGACGUGGGUGUUCGUUAUCAUGGGCAACACCUACGACAUCAAACGCGGCGAGUGGAGGACCACAGCCCACAGCCUACUCAGUGCACAAGAGCUCUGGUUCGCUGUCUUCAUGACAAUUUUUGUCCUCAUCCCAUGGGUCACUCUCAGAGAGGUACCCGUCGAAGUUGAGAUUCCCUCACCUAAGGUCGCCGUCCUGAAAUUUGAGCGAGGUAUGCAGCAAGGCCUCCUAGGACGAAUCAGCCGCACAUCCAUCAUGGAGUACCACGCUUUUGGGAUCAUCAGCGAAGGACGAAACGCUACUCAUCACUACAUGAUCUGUGGUGUUCAAGGAGAUUUCACCAAAAAUCUAGUCGCCAACCCACCGAAGACUGUAUGGACGCGAGAGCUCAAGUUCGCUGGCGUUGGCCAUGCCUCCGCAAUGUUCAAGCGCGGCAUCCGCAUAUGCACCGGUACCGGUAUCGGCGCCGCACUCUCGACUUGCAUUCAAUCACCAAACUGGUUUCUCAUCUGGAUCGGUUCCGACCAAGAACGCACUUUUGGUCCCACAGUCACAGGUCUUAUCCACAAGCACAUCGAGCCCGAGCGCAUGAUUUUAUGGGACAGCAAGAAGAGAGGUGGACGCCCAGAUACAAUGGAGUUGCUAAGGGAUACGUGGAAGAGAUUUGAUGCAGAAGUCAUCUUCAUCACGAGUAACAGUCAGGGUAAUGAUGAGAUGAUGCAAGGGUGUGCCAAAGAAGGUAUGCACGCUUUUGGUACGCUUUGGGACUUUUAG